AUGCAAAACGGAGUUGAGAAUAAAAAUUCAAAAGCCCAACUCCAACCUCCUAAAAUCUUAACUCCAACUCCACCGAAAAAAUCCUCAACUCCGGAGUUGGAGUUGCCCAGCCCUGCGCCAGCAAAUGAUUUUAAUGAAGAAUUGGAUGAAAUACGUAUGGCUGACAACGAUCAAGUGUCAGAUGAAUGUAUUGUAGAUAGCAGUGAUGACUUGGAAGACGAUGAGUAUGCUCCAUCAACUGAGGAACAAUCAACAGUCGAUGAAAGUGAUACUUUCUCUAUCAGUAGCAGUAUCAUCGAUGAAGAAGAUAAUUUAACACAGUCACAACAAGAACGUCAAGUAUAA
Messenger RNA from Didymodactylos carnosus, 345 nucleotides. NCBI's taxonomy places the organism in Eukaryota, Metazoa, Rotifera, Eurotatoria, Philodinida, Philodinidae. The record is from the annotation of a GenBank genome assembly.